AUGUCACAUGAAUCUGUCUGGUAUUCGCGCCCACGAACCUACGGAAAGGCUUCUAUUGGCUGUGUUGUCACUGGUGACAAGAAGAAGUCUGGUAUCAUCCGCAAGUACGGACUCAACAUGAGUCGUCAGGCUUUCCGCGAGAAGGCACAGGAUAUUGGUUUCGUCAAGGUACGCUUGAGAGGCAGCCCUCAUAGACAGGAACUAGGGUCGAAUAGAGAGCAUGGGAGCUGA
Alternaria arborescens is the source of this 231-nucleotide messenger RNA. RefSeq lists its product as hypothetical. The transcript has 2 exons. Gene Ontology annotation, cellular component: cytosolic small ribosomal subunit; ribosome. Gene Ontology annotation, biological process: translation. The record is from RefSeq and is a predicted model, not a curated record. Lineage: Eukaryota; Fungi; Ascomycota; Dothideomycetes; Pleosporales; Pleosporaceae. Bases 1 to 231 code for a protein of 76 amino acids. Gene Ontology annotation, molecular function: zinc ion binding; structural constituent of ribosome.